Molecule: messenger RNA, 699 nt
Organism: Rotaria sp. Silwood1
Lineage: Eukaryota; Metazoa; Rotifera; Eurotatoria; Philodinida; Philodinidae
Source: the annotation of a GenBank genome assembly
AUGAAUACGUUUCUAUCCACGUCGACCAAUCGAGACGUUUCAUUAGUCUUUUCAGGAUUAUGUGCUCAACGGCCUCAACUUGAAUUGAUUCUUUUCGAAGUUGACAUUCAAACUGGCACAUGCUCAUCGCCAUUUGCCGACAUUACGAAAUAUAGUUGGAAUAAGGAUGAAAACGAAGUUCUUCUUGCAUUAGGGAGUAUUUUUCGAGUUGACUCUGUUAUACGAGGCGAACCUGUUUGGAUUAUAAAAUUAACACUCAUUAAUCAAAAUUUACCUGAAAUCAAUCAUGUUCAGGAUUUCGAACCAUAUUCUCUGAAUGUCCGCUAUCCAAUCUCUGAAAUUUAUGCUAAUUGUUUAUUUCAUAUGGGAAACAUAAAUCAAGCAGUUCAACUUUCUGAACGUAUUAUUCGAGCAAAUCCGCCAGUCAAAAAUCUGCUAUCCGAUCAUCCCUUUAUAGCUGAUUGCUAUGAACUUUUGGGUAUCAUCUAUCGAUAUGAUGGUGAAAUCGCUGAAGCUUCUAAAUUAAUGGAAAUAGCUAUUGAACAACGCUUAAAAGAAGAACCGGUGAAUCAAAUUAAACUUGAGUAUUCAUAUCUGAACCUUGGUGAACUUUGGGCUGAAACAUAUCACCACAGAGAGGCACUAAAUUACUAUCGUAAAGCUGAAAAAAAUAUGGCGUCAGCAUUUGCCGAAAGUUGA